This is a messenger RNA of Bombina bombina (fire-bellied toad), 4190 nucleotides long. Its product is annotated as PH and SEC7 domain-containing protein 4. The transcript is spliced from 16 exons. Gene Ontology annotation, biological process: regulation of ARF protein signal transduction. Gene Ontology annotation, cellular component: ruffle membrane. Gene Ontology annotation, molecular function: protein binding; guanyl-nucleotide exchange factor activity; phospholipid binding. NCBI's taxonomy places the organism in Eukaryota, Metazoa, Chordata, Amphibia, Anura, Bombinatoridae. Bases 361 to 3237 code for a protein of 958 amino acids. The record is from RefSeq and is a predicted model, not a curated record.
GCUGAAGUGCAAAAAAAAAAUAUAUAAAGAAAGGAAGAAGAUCCUGUUUCACUUUACAGCCUGCUCUUCAUUUGUCAAUAAGGCCUUGAUCCUUUACUCCUAUUGAAAAAAGUAAAGUGUAACAGAAGCGGAGCAGAGAGGAGCUCAGAUUAAGAAUGAACCUAUAUGGAAUUAUACAAACAAGGAGCCUGGGACUGACAGCUAAAUAUGGAGCAGAUAUUAACACAGCUGAACCACUUUCUGAAGUGCCAGCAUUUCUCAUCUCUUAACAAUAUGAAAUCUACCUCUGGAGGACUUUAGAAAUCUUUUUGUUAUAGACCAAACAUUCCAAAGACAAAUGAGCAUCUGGCGCAGAGUAAAAUGGAAAAUCUACAGAUCACAGUGGACGAUGAUCUUUCGCCUCCCUACUCUGUUCAGUCUAGCAUAGAGAUAUGUCAAUUUUCUUGGAAUAAUCAGAAUGAUAGAACUUUGUCACCCGCUCACAUAUUGGAGCCAUCCACUCCAGAUCAAGCUAUCAGAAGCACAGAUUUAUAUAGUAGUGAAAAUUCAUAUCUAUAUAAACAAAGUCAAAUUAGGCAAAGCACAACACAAGGAGCUAGUUUUGCCUCAGGUACUAAUUUUGAAGUGCCCUGCAAAGGAAGUAAUGAUUUAAUAUUUGGAAAUGAUAGAACAUUGGACACUUGUACUCCUCGUUCUCAAAAACCCAUCAUAGUUAAAAAGCAGGAUUUUAAAAAGUCAACAAGCAGUUCUGCACAGGAUGUAUUUUGGGCAAGCAUGCUACAAGCUCAGCUGUGUGUCAUGGAACUAGAAGAUGAAAUCUGCAAGCAAGAGAUGCCAGAGGCUGGUGAGACAUUUGAUCUCAAUUCAGGAGGGUCAAAGAGCUGCUUGGACUCUUCCACUUCAAUAGAUAAAGAAGAUGAAACAAGGGAGGAAGAUCUGGUUUGUUCAGAUACCAAGGAGAAUGAUGAGUAUCUCUGCUCAGAGGAGGAGAUAGAAGAUGAGAGCUUGUUUUGUGAUAAUCCUUUAUUCAUGGUGUCUCUACCGCUUCAUCCUAUGGAUGACAAUUUACAACUAUCUCAUGAGCUCAACAAUAAUGAGAAAGACCUUAUAUCAUUUGACGAGGUCAAGUGUGAGGUAGCAACGUCAUUGUGUGAGACGCAGCCGCAGGACUUACAGGAUCAAUUUUGUUUUUGGGAAAAUAAAUAUCCAGGUACGAGUACAGAAAUUGGGCAUGGAUUUAUAGCUACAGAACCUUUGGAAAUUCUCCAAAUAUAUGAAGAUGAACAAGAGGAAAGUAAUGCUUUUAAUAAUAUGAGAUCUAAAAAAUGGCCUGCAGCUGAGAAUAUACCUUGUAUCCAAAAGAGUGUUUUCCACAACGAAGACUCUCAGCUCAGCGUUACAGACUGCAACUCUGUGCAGAAGGAGUCAGAAGUUGCUCCUGGUACGAUGAACCCCCACGCAGAUAAAGGUUUGUUGUUUUCAACUAACAAUUUUAACCUGGUGUCAGCACUUUUAGAGGAAGAUGAUUCUGGUAUUACAAUCCUUCCACCCCAGAUUAGCACAGACAAUGAGACAGCUCCAGAGCUGCCACAAAAAACCCGAGCACACCUACGUGAAACAAAUACUCAUCCAGUAUGUCAGGGAUGCAAAGGGCCCACGGACGAGACAUUAAAGGACCCUGGGGUUAAUGAAGUGAACAGAGAAGCUGACUCCAGUCAGCACCAGAAUUCUUCAGAAAUGGCAAGAGAAACAGAGCAGGCUCAAGAAGUCAGAGCAGAGGGAGUUUCGGAGACUUCAAGCUCUGAAGAUUGUGUUGCAAAUGACAGUGGGCAAGAUCUGGAAGCUGCAAGGCAAUUGGCAUAUCGGCUGUUCAACUUGGAUGGUUUUGAAAGAUUUCAGGUAGCUUCUUAUCUCCAAAAAAAUAAUGAAUUUAGUGCCAUAGUGGCAGAAGAAUAUCUUUCACUCUUCGACUUUACUGGAAAGACUUUGGAUGUUGCUCUUAGGUCACUAAUGAAGGAACUGGUGCUUACCGGAGAAACUCAAGAAAGAGAACGUGUCCUGCUUCACUUCUCAAAACGGUGUCAUAACUCCAAUCCCAAUGACUUCAGCUCCUCAGAUGCUGUGCAUACUCUAACUUGUGCCCUGAUGCUUCUGAAUUCCGACUUACACGGACAGAACAUUGGGAAGUGCAUGAGUCUGCAGGAGUUUAUUAAUAACCUAGAUGGUAUGAAUAAUGGAGGCAAUUUCCCUCGGGAACUUCUUAAGGGGCUGUACCAUUCUAUCCGCAAUCAGAAACUGGAAUGGGCUUUGAACGACGGGGAGCUGACAAAUACUUUGGUUCCCAAGCCAGAAAAACAUUCCAUCCGGAAGAAAAGCAGCCCCUUUUUGGACAUGCCUGCACCUGACAUAAAUGAUCCAAUCUACAGAAGAGGAAUGCUAUCUCGCAAAGUACAUGCAGACACUGAUGGCAAGAAAACGCCUUGGGGAAAGCGAAGUUGGAAAGCUUUCUAUACAGUAUUAAAGGGAAUGCUACUGUUUUUUCUCAAGGAUGAGUAUAGAUUAGACUUCCAGUCCCCAGAAGAGGUCAUCAGUGUUCAUCACUCUUUGGCUGAAAGAGCCAGUGAAUAUACCAAGAGACCCCACGUAUUCCGCUUGCAGACUGCUGACUGGCGUGUCUUUCUCUUUCAGGCACAGACAGCAGAAGAAAUGAAUUCUUGGAUUGUUCACAUUAACCUGGUGGCUGCUAUGUUUUCCUCGCCACCUUUCCCAGCUGCUAUUGGAUCUCAGAAGAGAUUUGUACGCCCUAUACUCCCUUUUACUAAGUGCAAGCUUGGCCUGGAAGAGCAGCUGCAGUCACAUGAAUCCUUGAUGGAUGCAUUUACAGAUGAUCUUACAGAGCACCAGCGCAAUCUACCAGACCAGAGUAGCAAAGCACGAGACUGGGAGGAUUAUCAUCUGAGAGAAGAAUACCUGCGAUAUGAGAAAUCCAGAUAUGAAACCUACGUGAAGCUUUUGGCCUUAUGCAUACAAAAUGGCAGUGAAGAUAUCAGUAGUUGGGAGUCUCUGCUAACUGAGCCCGAUGGGUCAGAACAGGAAGGCUGUGGAUUAAAAAGGUCUCACUCCAGCCCUUCACUUAACCCAGAGAGUUCCCCUGUGGUAAUUAAGGUUAAGCGCAAUAUCUCAGAGCGUCGCACUUAUCGCAGGAUUAUACCCAAGCGCAAUAAAUACCUUGCAUGACGACAAUUUUUACUCCCAGACUUUCACCCUCUCUUUUGGACACUUGAGGGCUUUACACUGUCACUGCGCACAAGGUUGUGUGGAUUUUGGAGUUUAUCUGGUUCUUUAUAAAUAAAGAUAUCAGCCUCGAAAGAAUAGAGAAGGAAUCAAAGGAUACAAAAAAGAGAAAGGCCUUGAAAAAAAAAUGGAAGAGGUACGAGUGUCAACUUCCAAACAAAUGGAAUUUGAAUAUUUUUAUUUUAAGUACAAAGAAAUUGUGUUACAUGAUUCUGUAACUGGCAUGUUCCCGUUUUCCCAUAUAUUUUUUCCCCGAAGAAUAAUGGGUUGUUUCACUAGACUGAAUAAUUCUACUCAAGUAUUAGUGCAUAGCUAUCUACAUAUUAUUUGUAGAACUUUUAAAAUGUUUAUAUUUAAUGAAACCUUGUCAAACUAUUUAAGCUUAAGCUAUAUUAUAUUGACUUGCAAAAAAUAAUGUCGUUAUUAGCAUAAGUUUGGUUAUAACUUGACUAUUGUCUACAGUAUACUCUUGCUCAUUUAGCAGUGGUAUCUCUUGUCUCAAACACAUGGUGGCGCCCUUUCAAUGUGUCAGAGUGGACAAGUCAAAAGGAAAGUAAUAUUAUUACAAAUGUUUAUAAAUACCAACUGUUUUCAUCAUUUUCAGCAAUUUAACAUUGUUGACCAUUUUAAUUGUAAUUUUUCUGUUGAAUGCAGCUUUGGUCAUAGUGGUUUUUGCCAUAUUUUUGAACUUUGCACUUGCCAUCAAGCUUUGGGUUUUUAAUUUAUUGAAGUUCACCUUAAAGUUUUAUUUUAGAUUUUAAUGCCUUUAAUACAUUCAUUAGUAAAUUAAUUACCAAACCUUAAUUACACAUAACCAAGUUUUUUCUUGUAAAAUACAAACGGUAGUUACUAUAUUAAAGGCAAAGAAAAAUAAAGUGCUCUCAUUUGCUGGAGAA